GACAGUUGCCGGUUCAAGACCUGUAAUAAGUUCGGUUUGGCAGUCUUACCUAAACCCCUGUUGUGCAAGCUCCAUUGAGCGUCAAGAACCAGACUGGAAGGUCUACGGUUUACAGUUGUUCCUCUGUAAAGGCGGCUUUACCUCCAAGAAUGGCCGAAAUGAAAUUUUAAAGCAGCCACGAACAAAAAUCAUCGGUCACCGGUCGAAAUGUUCGCCGGUAUUCCUGUUUUCCUCGAGUGAUGUAACCAGCAUUUUUUUCUUCAUAACCGUUCGAGGGGGGACUCGGCUAUUUAAACAAGCUUCCGCCAUGAGUUGCUCCGUCCUCCACCACGUGGAGGUAUGCGUCAAGGACGAGAAGAUCGUCAACCUCCUCUGCAGGGGCUUCGGCUUCGCCCCCUUCGCCUACCGCCUCACCCCGGGGGCGUCCAAACUGGCCCUCCGGAGCGGCGACUCCAUCUUCGUCGCCGUGAAGCGAAGAAAGCUCGACCCUAAUAAUUGCGAAUCAAUCAGUCACGGACUCCUGGUCGAUAAGGAUGAUGAAGGACAUAACAACGAGGACGACGAGUGUCCCCCGGACGAAGGAGGGGAACACUGGACCGUCUUCUGCUGCGAGGGGGAGUCGGGCCACGCCGUGGAUUCGGUCUUCAACGUGGCCUUGGUGGUCAAGGACGUGGAUGCCGUGACCCAGAGGGUUCGGUCUAGGGGAGGGCAGGUGCUCAGAGAGCCCACCGAUCUUCCUGCCAGGAGUAGGAGCAGGGGGAGGGGGAGUAGGAGGAAGGGGGAGUCAGGUCACGUCAGGUACUCCAUAGUGAGGUCAUGCUGCGGGAACGUCGUUCACACGCUGAUCGACAAGUCGAAUUAUGGCGGGUUUUUCCUGCCGGGGUUCGAGCCCAUUGGUCAUCACCAGGGGGCGAAGAAGCCCAACAGUGUUCUAGACCGUGUCAUAAGUGACUUUACUAGACCGAAUUCUCUUUCCUCUUCUUCGUCUUCCUCAGCAGAAUAUACGAAUCUAUGGAACCUCGAAAAUCAAUCUAUAAAUCAAUCAUCUUCGCUGCCUCUCUCGACCCACAUCGAUCACGUGACCUACGUUUGCGAAAUUGGCCAGUCCAAAGAGUUGCUUGCUUGGUACGAAUUCUGCUUUGGGAUGAAGCGGUUUUUAACUAAUAGAAAAGAGAGUGAGGAAGAAGGCUUCGUUCUAUCUGACAAUAUAGGUCUACGCCUGAAGGUGAUGGAGUACUGGAAAUGCGCGGAAACAGGACUCGCGUCUCCUCAGGAAGGAAACGAGGACGACUCGUCCCUUAAACUGGUCAUUGCAGAACCCUUGCCGGAAGUUAGCAACAGCCACGUCGACAAAUUCCUAAAAUCUCACGGCGGGCCAGGAGUGCAACACAUAGGCCUACACACGCCCACCAUGGUGACCACAGUCGACUUCAUGGCCAGGAAUGGAGUGGUCUUUAGAAAGGCUCCUCCGACUUAUUACGAAGAGGGGAUAAAAUUGGACGAAAUUAUAGCAGCAGGUCACUCGGAUGAGCUCAAGCUGUUCCAAGACCUGGGGAUCCUUCUAGACACUGAGGCCGAUGUCUUCACAGAAGAGGAACUGGACAAGGAUAAAAAGAGCUACCUGCUCCAAGUCUUCACGGGACCUGUGUUUGACGAGGACACUUUCUUCCUCGAAGUCAUACAGCGACGGGGCGCCAGGGGCUUUGGCGCAGGGAACAUCACAGCUCUGGCCAGGUCUAUAAUGUUGCACAAUCAGAGACAGUAAGUUCCACUGACUGAAAAAGUCUUUAGGCCUAUACAAUAUAGAUGCCUAUUUCCAGAUGUAAGGGUACAACUAUAUACGGAGAAUUCAAAUAUGCACAUGUUGACCGAGCUUAGUCAUUUCAUAUUUUGUUUGUGUUGUAUAUAUUUUAUGGUAGCAGCAUACUGAAUGAUAAGUGUGUAGUACAAUUGCUAAUUCUUAAGCUUAAAGAAAAAUAUUUGUAACUAAAGCUACAAGCCUUUAUUUGAUUACAAAAAGAAAAAAUAA
This is a messenger RNA of Macrobrachium nipponense, 2029 nucleotides long. Its product is annotated as 4-hydroxyphenylpyruvate dioxygenase-like. The transcript is spliced from 6 exons. NCBI's taxonomy places the organism in Eukaryota, Metazoa, Arthropoda, Malacostraca, Decapoda, Palaemonidae. Gene Ontology annotation, molecular function: 4-hydroxyphenylpyruvate dioxygenase activity. Gene Ontology annotation, biological process: aromatic amino acid metabolic process. The coding region runs from base 308 to 1765 and encodes 485 amino acids. The record is from RefSeq and is a predicted model, not a curated record.